GGUCUCUUCCUCCUCCCUCAAGCAAACUUCUCUCCUUUCAUUCUCUCUCAGACGGUCGCCUGACUCAGCGAGUUGCAGCCAUGGAUGGUGGUGGAGAAGGAACUCAGCAGCCUCACCUCGUUCUUGCUCACACGCUAUUCCUUCUUACUCACCCCGAUGUGCAGGACAUCGAGAAGGUCCGGCUCAAGGACGAGGUCUUAUCUUCGAUCAAAGCCGACGAUAUGGCUCCGUUAUACCAAACCCUAGCGGCUUCUUCCGUGCUGGAUUUGGAUCAGAGCUUAUUGGAUUCUAUGCGGGCGAAGAACGAGGAGGAGCUUAAGAAGUUCGAUGAGAAGAUUGCAGAUGCAGAAGAAAACCUUGGCGAAAGUGAAGUCCGUGAAGCUCAUCUUGCUAAGGCUUUGUAUUACAUCAGGAUAAGUGACAAGGAGAAAGCUUUGGAGCAACUCAAAGUCACGGAAGGCAAGACUGUGGCUGUUGGGCAAAAGAUGGACUUAGUGUUCUAUACAUUGCAGAUUGGUUUUUUCUACAUGGACUUUGAUCUUAUAUCGAAGAGCAUCGAUAAAGCAAAGAACUUGUUUGAAGAGGGUGGUGACUGGGAAAGGAAGAACAGAUUGAAGGUGUAUGAGGGCUUGUACUCCAUGUCCACUAGAAACUUCAAGAAGGCGGCUAGCUUGUUUCUGGAUUCGAUCUCUACCUUUACCACUUAUGAACUUUUCACAUAUGACACCUUCGUGUUUUACACUGUCCUUACAAGCAUCAUAUCUUUGGACAGAGUCUCUCUUAAACAAAAGGUGGUUGAUGCUCCUGAGAUCUUAACAGUGAUAGGAAAGAUUCCAUUCCUCUCGGAGUUUCUGAACUCCCUGUAUGGCUGUCAAUACAAGGCAUUUUUCUCAGCAUUUGCUGGGCUUGCGGAGCAGAUAAAGUUUGAUCGGUACCUGCACCCGCACUUCCGGUUUUAUAUGAGGGAAGUCAGAACUGUCGUGUAUUCACAGUUCUUGGAAUCAUAUAAGAGCGUCACGAUCGACGCCAUGGCAAGGGCAUUUGGUGUGACAGUGGAUUUCAUCGACCUGGAGCUGUCACGUUUCAUAGCGGCGGGAAAGCUUCACUGCAAGAUCGAUAAGGUUGCAGGUGUUUUGGAGACUAACCGUCCCGACGCGAAGAACGCACUCUACCAGGCGACCAUCAAGCAGGGUGACUUCCUUCUUAACCGAAUCCAGAAGCUCUCUCGUGUCAUCGAUCUCUGAGCAUCGACUGUAGAAUUUUCUGAUUUCGGGUGGAAAAACUGGGAAAUUUGAGGGAUGCCUGCCCUUUGUUUUAUUGAGGUUAGAUUCUCUGGUUCGUGUUCUGGUUUUUACCUGAAAGAUUGGUUAUGAUUCGACGUCGUUUUAGGUUCUGUUUGUACGUUCAAAAGUUUCGUUACGACCACCACUUCCGCAACUAUACGCAGGCAAACUGUUUUAUGCUUCA
Messenger RNA from Tarenaya hassleriana, 1467 nucleotides. RefSeq names its product 26S proteasome non-ATPase regulatory subunit 6 homolog. Gene Ontology annotation, biological process: proteasome-mediated ubiquitin-dependent protein catabolic process. The transcript has 8 exons. The record is from RefSeq and is a predicted model, not a curated record. NCBI's taxonomy places the organism in Eukaryota, Viridiplantae, Streptophyta, Magnoliopsida, Brassicales, Cleomaceae. Bases 81 to 1244 code for a protein of 387 amino acids.